GCAAAUUUCUUCACUGUAAUAAGACAAACUGUGUUCAAAGUAGAUGUAUGGAAACGGAAAUUAUUUAAGAAACAUGAUGCAGUUAGUAAGACAAAACCUUCUGCGCUCGCUGGAGUUUGUUUUGCUGGCAUUUCCUGUCGUCUCCUAUUCUUCAACAUAUCUGAGAGGACAAGAAGAAUUUAGUAGUGAAAAUGGACCAGUGAAGACCCUUGCGGUUUCUUCGAAUGGAAAUACCAUUGUUGCUACUGGUGACAGUAUUUUCCAGUUCCAAAAUAAUAGUAUUUCGUUAGACGAUUUAAAAUCUGAAAUUGACAUUACCGGAGAGAUUUCAAUUUUCAAACUUUUCAAAUACAUGAGCGAAGAAUACUUAUUGCAGUGCAAUUAUACGUCAUGUAUCACAUACAAUACCUCUAACAUUUCACAGUUUAGACCAGUUCAAACAUACGGUGAGAGUUUGGCGGGAUCUUCUUUAGGGGGAGAGCAUUCGGCGCAAGUUGUAUUUGUACCUUGCCCAGAGUCUGAAGAAUUCUGUCAUCUUUUCUCAGCUAUCAGUAGCAGCGGUGAUGUGGAAACAUUUUCGGAGCGUGUAUUGGAUAAGGACGGUGGUGAGUUAAAUAUAUACCAUAGAGAAUCGAACGUAGACCAUCAUUACAUAAAAUCCAAACCGGAUAAAAAAUUUGAAUUCAUAUAUUCAUUUUAUUCAAGAAACGGUUUCGUGUACUUUCUGAGGAACUCAUUGACUUCUGACGGAAGGAGUGUAGCAUACAUUAGUCAAAUGUGUUCAAAGAGGAGACAUACCGACUUCCGGUCAUAUAUGGAGAGCAAGCUAGAAUGCAAUGAUUACACAACCCUAAUAGCGGCAUUGCAUGUCCAGACGCAAACGGAAGAUUUUUUGUUAGCAUCUUUUAGCGGAUCGCAGACGAAAUAUCCUGGUUCUAUCUUGUGUAAGUUUUCAAUGAACGCCGUAGAGAAUUACUUUGCUCAUGAACAACGGGAGUGUUUUGACGGAAAGAAAGGCAGUUUCCCGAGUUGGAUACAGUCACCUGGAGAAUCAUGCGCCGAAAAAGUGGACUUAAUUAAUAUCGAGUGUGGUUUUACGGGCAAAAACACGCGCAUUGUUUUUGAUGGUUCGUUAAAAAACUCCGAUAAGACAGUCCUUUCUAAACCAUCAGAAAGGAUCACAUCAGUCGUAGUUACACCCUACGGAAACAUCUUCGUCGGAUAUCUCGGGACUGACUCAGGCUUUUUGGAAAAGAUUUUAUUCAACUCCUCUUUUGGAAAUUCGGUCACGGUUUUUCGAUCAUAUGUCUCCAAAAGUCAUGGACAAAUCAGAAGCUUGACUUUAAGCAGUGACGGAAGCAGUUUGUUUUACAUUGAAGACACAAAAGUGACGUCUCGACUGUAUAUGACAAGGACUUGGGAUUGUGAGGUACAUACUACUUGCUAUGGAUGUCUGAGCGACAUAGUCUCCUGCAUCUGGCAGCAAGAGCCGUAUGAUGGUGUACAACCUCCUAAUGGAAGGUGUAUUUCGAAUGAAACACGUGUAGAAAAAACAGCUGUUGUCUUCAAUUCAUCUUGUCCACCACUGGUUCAUGACGUUCACCCGAAUAAAGGACCAACUAGUGGUGGAACUGUGUUGACGUUGACUGGCUUGAUGGACAAUCCAACUCGAUAUGGAAAAAAUAGCCAGAAUAAACGGGUACCAGUCAGCGUCAUUAUUAAUGAUGUGAGAUGCAAUGUCAGUGACGUUACACAGUUUCCUGAAAGACUGGAAUGUAUAACACCCGUGGCACAAACAGCAGGAGCCUUCCUUGUUUCAUUAGAAAUGCACAAUAACGUCACAAAUACUUCCAUUCGGGACAAAUUUCAAACAAUAGUGUCCAAAGGUCGGGCCGACUACCAACCAGAGUUUGUUUACUUGAAUCCGGUGCUGUUUGAUCGCGGGGUUGUCCAUGGGAGCGUAAAAAUGUCUGGGAAUAUACAACUGACUAUUCGUGGGAAAAAUCUUGACAUUGGUAAUAAGCGACGCGUGCUUAUUGGUAGACAUGACUGUCUUAUUACUGAAUUUGACAGAAUCGAGGACAAUAAGAUAACAUGUCGUUCUCCGAAACUGAAUGAUACCAGAAAUUACACGAUAGUUUAUGAGGUUGACAAUACUCAAGUGUUUGGUCCGGUGGUAAUUUACACGCCUGAACCUGUAGUCCACGACAUACAACCUAGAUCAUCUAUAGUAAGCGGAGGACUGACAUUGACCAUAUCGGGGGAAAAUCUAGAAGGAUUUAGACAAAAUUGUCAGCUGAAUUUGGAAGACAACAACAGUACUGCAAUGAAUGUUAGUUUCUGUGAGAUUGCUUACGAAGCAACUGAUGCCGUUUUAUUGUGUAAAACAACAGCGUUUGACAGUUUGAAUAGCCUCCCAUUUUGGACAGUUCCAACUUUGUUUAAUGUUUAUGGAAAGCUGCGAACGAUCGACCGGCUCCCGGUUCUUAUUGUAGAAGACCCUGUCAUGGAUCGCGACGACAAAAUCAUCCCGAUCUCUGUAAAUACAAAUCAAACAGACAUUUACUUUAAGGGGUCAGUGUUGGCAAAUAUUAGUAAACAUGACGUCAGAAUAUCAACUGGCAUAACUGGGUGCGUUGUUAAUGAAGUACAGGAAGAUGGCAUACUGUGUGAAGUGUUUGAUCUUCUUGUGUCUGCCACAGAUGGGCUAAAGGAAAGAGUCAAGUGUGAAAUAGGAUAUCGGUCCUACGACUUGGGAACAGUUGCGUUCAAGACUAAGCAACAGCCACAUCCAGAAGCCAGUCGCCCUCCUAUUGAAGCUGAGAGCAACUAUGAUAGCGUAGUAGUCGUCGUCGCCGUCAUGUUCGGUGUGCUUGUCAUCGCCGUCGUCGGCAUUGGAAUGAAGAAAAUUAGAAAUAAAAGGCACCGAUCUCUAGAUGAGCCAUACAACGUGCAUUACCGUCGGAACAGCAAUGUUCUCACACUGGACGGCCUGUCAGAGAGCCAUACCUCUGACGUUAUACAGAAUAGACAAAAUGAUUACCAAGAGCACAGGAAUCUGAGAGGAGUAGCACAGGAUAAUACGUUUGUAAAAGAAUCUGAACCACUCCUUUCAGCCAUUGACGAAGAGACCCGAGCUAUGUUUGCACAGAAAAAUCUUAUUAUUUCAGAUGAAUGCCUUAUUCUGGGAGAAAUAAUAGGACAAGGGCACUUCGGCUGCGUGUAUAAAGGGUAUCUCACUCUUCCAAAUGAGAAGGCGGAGAACAUUGUUGCUUGUAAAACGCUCCAUCCUAAGUAUUUGUCUAAUCGCAUCAUUUUCUCUAAGGUUUAA
Molecule: messenger RNA, 3331 nt
Organism: Mercenaria mercenaria
Lineage: Eukaryota; Metazoa; Mollusca; Bivalvia; Venerida; Veneridae
Product: hepatocyte growth factor receptor-like
Exons: 15
Coding region: 44-3331 (1095 amino acids)
Biological process (GO): semaphorin-plexin signaling pathway
Molecular function (GO): ATP binding; protein binding; semaphorin receptor activity
Source: RefSeq, a predicted model, not a curated record